AUGCGGCAUUCUUCCAAUUCAACAAUCAGGUGUACCGACAUGGCUGAUAGCGAGUUUGAGGAAUUUCGCCGUGUAUUCGACAGAUUACCGCAACAUAUAAAAGCCCCGACACCAUUUUAUUCGUUAGUGCCAAAUGUCGGAUUAGAAGAUGAUUCACCAUCGUCUAAGAGCGAAGGGUCGCCCGAGGAGGAUAGAGAAUGCGGGGAUGCGGAGGUGCCGGCGGCUGCGGAAUCUGUUGACUCACCUCCUCCGCAAACGGACUCUACAGAUCCCCAAAGAAGCCCUCACCACCAAACCUUCACAAAUGGCGAGAGAAGACGGAGAAAACUUCCCGAAAUACCAAAAAACAAAAAAUCUACAGUAUUAGCCGGCGGUCAGCCAACAUCAUUGGCGGAUGAGUUGGGUUCAUUGACCGGUCUACUUGUAAGGCCAGGAUGCCACGGCCGGCCAUUGUUAGUGCUCAAAUGCGGAUACCUACUCGACGAAGACUCGAGUCCGGACUCGGAGAGACUACAGAGCCUGGGUGACGUAGAUAGUGGGCACAGCACAGCACAUUCCCCUAUCGACACUGGCCCUAAGAGUUUAUCCCCGACGCCGUUACAACAAAAUGUAUCCCCGUCAUCAAGCUGCAGUAUCAGUGGGAUCAAUUUCGCUGGUAACAUGACCACGGUACCCCACAGCCAGCUGGAGAUGCUGGAAGCGACUCACAGAGGGCUGCACAAGUUCAACCCGAGACAUCACGACGAGAUCGAGGUGGAGAUAGGAGAUCCGAUAUACGUGCAGAAGGAAGCUGAUGACUUGUGGUGUGAAGGCGUUAAUUUAAGAACCGGUCAACAAGGCAUAUUCCCUUCAGCGUACGCAGUGGAUAUGGAUUAUAACGAUUUUGAUCCCGCUAAUGCAAAAGUUAAACGGGAGCGAUAUUUAUUAGGAUACAUGGGGUCGGUAGAGACGUUAGCUCACAAAGGAACGGGUGUGGUGUGUCAAGCAGUCAAGAAGAUUGUUGGUGAAAAUGCGGCUGAGCCCACGAUGCAACCAUGUAUACUAGAAGUGUCAGACCAGGGUCUUCGUAUGGUAGAUCGGUCGAAGCCUGACAGAAAUCGGAGUGGACCGUGCAUUGAUUACUUCUACUCAUUGAAGAAUGUAUCAUUCUGUGCGUUCCACCCGCGCGACCACCGGUACCUGGGCUUCAUUACUAAGCACCCGACGCUGCAGAGAUUCGCUUGCCACGUGUUUAGAGGCCAGGAAUCGACGAGGCCUGUGGCCGAAGCCGUGGGGAGAGCAUUUCAAAGGUUCUAUCAAAAAUUCAUCGAGACGGCUUACCCGAUUGAGGACAUAUACAUAGAAUAAACAGGCAGAACUAUUAAAUUCGACGGCGGUGUCGGCUUUCUUUUAGUUAUAGCCGCAGGCUGGUAACGGGCAAUAAACAACAAUUUUUAUGAAAAGUUACUAGUGUAAUCGACAACCAUAAUAUUUUACUUUCCAAUUCCAUUAUGUAUCUGAAUUUCCUAUUCACAGCAAUAUAUUAAUGAUUAUUAGCUUUAAAGGUAUUAUAAAACUAUAUAAUAUACAAGUACGAAAGAGUAUUUAAAUUAAAAAUUUGGCUCAGGACAAAUAUGUAUCUAGAUACAAGAAACUGUUAGUGAUAAAGUUUUAUAAGUCAUGUUAAGGCAAUGAAGUAUCAUCAAUUCUCUUUGCUAUGCUAUUAUCAACACAUUUAGCAGUUCUUGAGCAUGAGCACGAUUAUAUAGAAUUUAAUUAAUUACAUUAAUUAAUGCUAAGCAUAUCCAAAUCGGCUUAGGAAAUGCAGUACGAAAGAUAUUGAUUUCUAUAGUAAUACGUGCCAGUAUCUUUCAAUCUGGUAUGUACAGUCAGCUACAAAAGUAGGUGAACAAAUUAAAAAAUUCAAGACGUUUCUGCACAUUAACUGUAAUCAAAAUAUUCGUUUUUCUUGAUCUUAAAUAAAGUAAAAAUUAUGUUAGUGAACAAAAUAAUAUUGUUGAUACAGACACAAAAGUGUAAAGGCUAUUCAAAAUAUUGAAUUUGUUCAGCUACUUUUGUGGCUGACUGUACAUGUCUACUAUGUUAGAGAAAGGAAUUGAUUUAAUGUAACGUAUGUAAAUAUAAAUGUACGCCUGUGACACGAAUCUCAAACUUACACCAUCAGCCGCAUUGUCGCAAACCGCCUUUCUAAAUAUUAUGUAUCUAAUACAACUGUGUGUAUAGUAACACCGAAUAAUUCAAAAUUAGAGUGAUACGUUUAUAAAGAGCCUUGUAAUGUUAGUACUUCAGAUGUAGGGAACUCUUUAAAUACAUAUAAAGUAUCGGUGAUCGGAAUGGCUCAAGCGAUUUUACUCCUGAGUCUUGUCGAGAGAAAAGUAUUAUAAUUUUAUGAAUACUUAUUAUAAUAAUCACGAAAAAUAAUGUAAAAAUAUAAUGUUGUUCUAUAAUUAUUGCAAAUCGAAUACAUUUUUUUAAAGAUAUUUGUUUUAGAAAUUGGAUUUUCAAAUAAUUAUCAGAAAUCGGAUGAAUAAUCACAUUUUGAUUCAUGGAACUAAUAGUAACGUAGGAUUAAAAACUAUUAAAAUAGCGUUACAAAAACAAUCUUGGGCGAUACAGAAUUUAUCUAGAUGUAUAAAUAUUCUGUCAAAAAAAAUCUAAGUACUGUAUACAAUAACUAUCAUGUAAGUCUAAAUACUAAACAUGUUUCUUCUUAGUACCAGAAAUAGUCAACAGAGUCAAUUCGUUAUUUGUGUUUCUCAAAACAUGUUCUCAUGGAGAAAUUUUUUGGAGCUAUAGUUCUAGAAUCAGAUAGAAAAAAUAGAAUAGUAAAAACUUACAUUAUAUAAGUAUAGUUAUUGUUUCGCAGAGAAAUAUGAAUUCAUCUACACGAUCAAACCUAUAGAGACAGGAAACUAUGUGACAAGUAAUUCAAUAAUAUGUCCUAAAUGAAAAUCAUUUGUGUGACUUUUGGUGUCGAAAAUAUGAUUUACAACGUUUUUUUUUUAGAAACAAAAGAUUUUUGUAAUAUCUUGUUAAAUACAUUUAUGGUUGUAAAAAACUUUAAUACAGUGAUAAUGCUAUCGUUAAAUUUGCACCAAUGAUAAUAAUGAACAGAAAUGUUUCCUUAUACACUACUUUAAAUAAUUAUUGUUUGUAUGGUGUCUACUAAACUUCUAUACAAAGCCAUUAGGCUUCGCACAGAUGCUAUCGGCUUAGUGGCGAGAAAUAAAUAAAUAUGAAACAAACAGUUAAAUACUACUACUUUAACAAUUACAUAAUCUUGUAGCAUGCGUCGGCAACCAGGUGAUAGCCCCUGUUUGAGCUCGAUGUGACGGCUGGGCGAUUUAAAAUGUUACAUGUAUUUUUUGGAACGCCACUGCGCAGUUUGAUUGACUUUCUGUUAUCCCCAGCGACAUUCUUAGAAAUUAUUCCAUAAUAUAUCAUUGUGAUCACAUUAUGUAAAAGUUUGAUUACUUUAUAUAUUUGUAUCAUUAAUUAAAAAUCUUUAAACUUUAGUUUAAUUAUUUGUUUAAUAAUCAUUAGAUUUGAAUAUGAAAUCUAUGAACAUUCCAUUUUGGAUGGAUUUUAGUUUGUGGAUACGACUUAUGGGUUAUUGGUUGUCUAUCACUUUAAAUAUAAAACCAGUGUCGAUAUAAAAGUAAGGCAGGGUAAUAUGUCACGAAUGUACCAUGAUUUCUUUAUAUCUAGGACAACCACACUAAAAAGACUAUUACAUGUAGAGAUAACUCCAAUCGAUUAUGAUUUCAUACAAUCCAAUCCCUUAGAUGAGAUUUGUACUACAACUCACAGGCAUCACUAACAAUACAUGUUACUGAUAAAUUAUAUCACACUCUCUGAACCUUGAAUAUUUCGUGUGAUAUAGAUGACUAUACGAUUCUCAAACUCUGUGAUAUGGACUCAUUAAGUUUCAGGUGUAGGUAUAAUUUCUUUUCGAUUUCAAUUUAAACAUCAAGUCAUUAAUUCGUGUAAUCAAAAUUACUAUUACUCUCAUUACGCCUGUUGGAGAAGAUUAUGCAAUGACGCAUUAAAAAAACAUCGCGAUACUAAAGCAAUCUUAACCUGAAGAUCAUUUUCGUGGUUGUCAUGAACUAUAUUUUUGUAUAAAAUUACAAAUAUAAUAUAGAUUUUUUGUAAUUUUACAUCCUCUUCCGCUGUGAUUUGGAUGGGCUAGUCUCUGUUGAGACCAGCCGUGUAAGUAUUAUAAUCGAUGUGCUUAAUCUAUUGGUAUCAGCUAUGAUAGUAUAGUUGAAUGUACAGACUUCAGCACCUCAUACUUAUACUUAGUUGAAUGCUUCGGCAAUAUUUACUGUCAUGUACUACAUACCUACACCGUAAUAUUAUUUGUAUGUCGCUAUUAUGAAUUGUAAUUGUAAAUAUUUUGAUGUAAUAAAUAAUAAAAUGGUCUGUUCACAUCGCAAGUUUAGUUCGUGUCUUAGACGAAAUUUCCGUAUAACUAUUUGCUUUGUUCGAAAUUAACCUUUACUUUAUCAAAAAUAUUUAAUUCAAAACUAAUGCUAAUAAAUACGGCAAUAUAUCAACUAAACUUUUUAUCAAUAUUGAAUUCAUCGAUUACAGAUUUGGAUUUGGUACCUGUUAAAGCUGACGUGCCUGACAAAUAGUUACAUGUUUAUAAUCAAAAUAAUUCUGUGUAGAAUAAAAGACGUUAAAAAAAAAUUGACUCUUUUACCAUUUUUUGUGACUGACGUGUACCUAUAAAAAAUCUUUUUAUCAUAUAUUUCAACUGUAGCAAUAUCAGAAUCUCAAAAAAAUGUGUGUUUCAAUCACAUAUGACAAACAGCGAUGACAUUUGUCAUAAUAUAUAAUAAUAUAUUUUUUUAAUUUAUUGUGACAAAUAACAAAGAUAUAUUUAUCGAUAUUUGCAAUGUGAACACGGCCUAUAAUUGUAAAUAGUAUAGACGUUUUCGGCAUAAUCUGAAUAAAGGUCGAGAAGCUAUUAUAUCAACAAAUCUUGCUAUGAGCUGUGACACAUAUGAAAAAAUAUAGGUGAAAAUUAUUUAUUUUUUCAAUAAAUGUCAUAGCAUAUUCGACACAAAUUGCGUAAGACAUUAAACGAUUAUUAUAUUAUUUGGGACUGA
Manduca sexta (tobacco hornworm) is the source of this 5117-nucleotide messenger RNA. It is a transcript of the gene Aplip1, whose product is annotated as JNK-interacting protein 1. The coding region runs from base 1 to 1347 and encodes 448 amino acids. Gene Ontology annotation, biological process: regulation of JNK cascade. Gene Ontology annotation, molecular function: protein binding. The transcript is spliced from 8 exons. NCBI's taxonomy places the organism in Eukaryota, Metazoa, Arthropoda, Insecta, Lepidoptera, Sphingidae. Gene Ontology annotation, cellular component: cytoplasm. The record is from RefSeq and is a predicted model, not a curated record.